UCAAUUAUCAUAUAAAUUCAUUCAUUCAUAUAUUCUUUCAAAGUCCCAUUCGGAGCUCUGAGCUGUGUGUGAAGUGGCUAUUCUUAUUUCUUCUUCUUUUUGGGUUUCUUCUUCAGCCCUCAGAAUCGCUCAUAGUCUCAAUCUUAAGCUUUAAAAAGCUUUAGAUCGUAACAAACCCUUUUACACACAGCAUCACUGAUCCACCAUUUCUCACUUUCCCUUUCACAAGGCAAAAUCUAACAAGAGAACUAGUGUCUGAAGCGGAUCCAUUGUUGGAUUUUGAUCUAGAAAAGGGUCAUAACGAUGUCUUUCAUUGGCACCCAGCAAAAGUGCAAGGCUUGUGAGAAAACUGUGUACCCUGUUGAUCAGUUAUCUGCUGAUGGCACUGCAUACCAUAAAGCUUGUUUUAGAUGCUCUCAUUGCAAGGGAACUUUAAAGCUGAGCAACUAUUCAUCAAUGGAAGGUGUCCUAUACUGUAAGCCUCAUUACGAGCAGCUCUUCAAGGAGACGGGCUCGUUCACCAAGAAUUUCCAGUCAUCUGCUAAGUUAGCUGACAAGGCAACUCCCGAGCUGACAAGGUCCCCUAGUAAAGCUGCUAGCAUGUUUUCUGGGACACAAGAAAAGUGCGCUACAUGUGGCAAAACUGCUUAUCCGUUGGAAAAGGUAACAGUGGAAGGGCAGGCAUAUCACAAAUCAUGUUUCAAGUGUUCUCACGGCGGCUGUCCCAUAACGCCGUCGAAUUACGCAGCCCUCGAGGGCAUUUUGUAUUGCAAGCACCAUUUCUCCCAGCUUUUUAAGGAGAAAGGCAGCUAUAACCAUCUUGUUAAGUCAGCAUCGAUCAAACGGGCAGCGACCUCUGUUCCAGAUUCUUAAGAAUCUUGGUGCCAUCUCUUGCAGUUUCAUUUUUCCCUUCCUUUUUUAAUCUUUUCUCUUCUUUUUUGAUCUGUCAUGAAAGUGUUUGUAUGCGUGGCUUUUUCUUUUCUUUUCUCCUUUUGCUUCUAUGAUGGCUUGGUUGUUUCUUACAUUUCUUUUUAAAACGUGUGGUGUGCCAAUCUUGUGUGGUUUUAUUUAUCCAAUGCACAUUGACGAAUGAGAGUGUGAUUUUGCUA
Arachis duranensis is the source of this 1109-nucleotide messenger RNA. RefSeq names its product LIM domain-containing protein WLIM2b. The coding region runs from base 304 to 873 and encodes 189 amino acids. The transcript is spliced from 6 exons. NCBI's taxonomy places the organism in Eukaryota, Viridiplantae, Streptophyta, Magnoliopsida, Fabales, Fabaceae. The record is from RefSeq and is a predicted model, not a curated record. Gene Ontology annotation, biological process: actin filament bundle assembly. Gene Ontology annotation, cellular component: actin cytoskeleton; plasma membrane. Gene Ontology annotation, molecular function: actin filament binding.